AUGACAGCCUCAAACGGAGACAGCUACUCUGUGACCUUCGACAACCGUGUCGGAGGCACACCUAUCAGCCAUGGCGAGGCUGUUCCUUACCAAGUAUCUGAACACAUUCUUUGCGCUCCACGACGGCUGCGAGUUGCUUGCAUAGGGGCGGGAGCAUCAGGCAUUAUGAUGUGCUACAAGAAGGAGAAAGAAUUUGGGGACUCAAUUGAUUUGGUUGUCUAUGAACGAUAUCCCAAGCCUGGAGGCGUUUGGUAUGCGAACAAAUACCCAGGAUGUCGUUGUGACGUUCCAUCGCCAGCCUAUCAAUAUCCAUUCCACCCCAAGGCAGAUUGGUCGAGAUACUAUUCUCCAGCAGCGGAAAUCCAGUCCUACUACGAGUCAUUUGCUAGGGAGAGGGGUUAUGUGGACAACUACAUCAAACUCUCUCAUCGAGUUGACAAAGCAGCAUGGGACGAGAUCACUGGGCAGUGGGUGCUCACUAUCACAGAAACGACUGGACCGAGCGAGAGAACCUUCGAGGACCGAGCCGACUUCCUUGUCGCCAAUAUCGGCGUUCUCAAUACUUGGAAAUGGCCUGAUAUCCCCAAUCGUGAGGCCUUCCAUGGAAACAUGACGCAUUCAGCCGACUACGAUACCAAUCUUGACCUUGAGGGAAAGACAGUCAUUGUCAUUGGGUCUGGUGCUUCUGCCAUACAGAUCGUCCCGGCCAUCAAAGAAAAGGCCAAGAAGGUCAUUUCAUUCUAUCGUACGCCGCAGUGGAUUGGACCAGGCCUGGCCAUGGAUGGCUUCACAGACUCUGAGGGGCGCAACUUCACUUAUACCGAGGAGCAAAAGAAUCAGUUUUCGCAAGACCCUGUAGCAUACUUGGCGCACCGGAAAGCUAUCGAGACAAAGAUCAACGCGAGUUUCCCACAUAACAUUGCCAGCCAUCCGGCGCAGAAGAUGGCUCGUGAGUUCGUCACUGAGAGAAUGAAGAGGAUCCUGAAAAACGACAAGACAUUGACCGAACGACUCGUACCAACAUUCCCAAUGGGUUGUCGUCGACUUGGCCCAGCCGAAGGGUUUCUAGAGGCAUUCCACGAAGACAACGUGGAGCUGGCCGAGGGUGAUAUCGAAUCCUUCACAGAGGAUGGACUACGCACCACCGAUGGGACUGAGUUCAAAGCAGACGUGAUCAUUUGCGCCACAGGAUUCAACGUCAGCUUCAAGCCGCACUUCCCUAUCAUUGGACGUGAUCAGGUCUCACUCAGCGAGGCGUGGAAAAAUGACCCAGCUGCGUAUCUCGCGCUCACUACAAGUGGUUUCCCCAAUUUCAUGAUUGGAUCUUUGGGGCCGAAUUGCCCUGCGGGUCACGGAUCGUUCAUUACAGUGCUGGAGGCAGCGCAGAACUAUGUAUGCAAGAUCAUCAGGAAGAUCCAGACGGAGAACAUUCUCAGCAUGGAAGUGAAACCUGAAGUUGUGGCCGAAUACAACGAACAUGUACACGAGUGGCUGAAGAGAACGGUGUGGGCGGCUGGUUGUAGGUCUUGGUAUAAUCAAGGCCGACCUGGUGGUAAGAUCACGGCUCAGUAUCCCGGUUCCCUGGUCCACUGGCGAUUGAUGCUUGAGCACCCUCGCUUUGAGCAUUACGACAUUCGAUACAGGAGUUCCAACAGGUUUGAGUUCAUGGGGAAUGGCUUCACGUUGACAGAAGUUGACGGUGGAGACUUGGCAUGCACCAGCCACAGCACCGCCACCAUGGCUUUGCCGACUCACAGCGAUGGCGUUUACGGGCAUUAUCCACUUCAUGAUCGUUCACAGAGACCGCUGGAUGUUAUCGUUGUGGGUGCUGGUCCUUCCGGGAUUGCAGCUCUCAUUGAGUUGAAGAAGCUCCCGUACGUAAAGCUCAAGUGCUUUGAAAAGAAUCAUGACGUGGGAGGGACGUGGCUCGAAACGAGAUAUCCUGGAGCGGCGUGUGAUGUCGCCAGUCACGCCUACCAAUAUUCUUUCGAUUCCAAGACCGACUGGUCGAGACACUUUGCCCCCGCUGAAGAAAUUGGCGAAUACUUCAUCUCUGUGGCCAAGAAGCAUGCAUUGCUAGAAAACAUCACAUUCAACUCUCGAGUGGUCGGCGCCGAAUGGGACGAGACUGAGGCGAUCUGGCGAGUACAGGUAGCAGGCAGCGGCUCCUCUGACUGGCACGCCAAAACAGUCCAUGAAGAAUAUCAAGCCAAUGUGUUCAUCAACGCAGGUGGCAUAUUGAAUGACUGGAAAUGGCCCGAGAUUGAAGGCUUGCAUGGUUUCAAAGGAAAGCUUCUGCAUACAGCUGCUUGGGACCCUUCAGUUGACCUGGAGGGAGCAUCUGUCGGCGUUAUCGGAUCUGGUGCCAGCAGCAUACAAGUCGUGCCGAGCAUCCAGCCGAUGUGUCGAAAUCUUGAUGUAUACGUACGAUCACCAACAUACAUCUUGCCGACAGUCGGAUUCGGCAUAGAAUCGUCAGCCUUUAACGAGCUAUACACCUCGGCAGACAUCGAUCGUUUUAAUAGCGACCCGGAAUACUACAUGCUGUUUCGAAAACAGAUAGAGCAGCAGAUGAACGAGAACUUUGCCGCAAGCGUCAAAGACUCCACGGCGGAAAAGAAAGGCAGAGAGUGGGCCACCAAAAUGAUGAGAUCAGCAAUCGCCUCUGCGGAACUGAGAGAGAAGCUGGUUCCCAGCUGGGAACUAGGAUGCCGUCGACUGACACCGAGCUUGCCCUACCUCAAAGCCAUCCAGCAGCCCAACGUGAAUGUGAUCAGAACGGGGAUUCGCAGGAUCACAGAAACGGGAGUAGAGACAGAAGAUGGAAAGACGCAUAAUAUCGACGUUCUCAUUUGUGCAACUGGCUUCAAUACGUCUUUUUCCUCACGAUUCAACAUCAUCGGCCGACGAGGCAUUAGUUUGCGAACUAUGUGGAAAGACCGGGGCCCGGAAGCCUACUUGGGAAUGGCCAUUGCAGGACUUCCUAACUAUUUCACCAUUUUGGGACCAAAUUGUCCCAUUGCGAAUGGAUCUCUGAUUCCAUGCAUCGAGUGGAGCGCAAAGUACAUCGCGAAGGCAAUCACAAAGAUGCAGACAGAUCAGAUUCGCUCUAUUGAUGUGAAGCAGCCACUCCAAGAUGCGUAUAAUGACUAUGUCCAAGACGUGCACAAAGAUCUGGUUUGGACGGGAUCUUGCAACAGUUGGUACAAGGACAGAAAAUCAGGGCGAGUCGUGGCAGUUUGGCCAGGGUCGAGCAUUCACUUCAUGGAAAUGAUUGAGAGUCCACGGUGGGAGGACUUCAACAUUGAGUACAUCCACUCCAAUCCGUUUUCGUUUAUGGGGAACGGCAUUUCUCAACGCGAAGCCCAGGGUCAAGAUUUGACCUUCUAUCUGGACAACAUGACAUCGGACAACAGAAUUGGCUCAGAAUGA
Molecule: messenger RNA, 3432 nt
Organism: Colletotrichum karsti
Lineage: Eukaryota; Fungi; Ascomycota; Sordariomycetes; Glomerellales; Glomerellaceae
Exons: 17
Coding region: 1-3432 (1143 amino acids)
Molecular function (GO): N,N-dimethylaniline monooxygenase activity; NADP binding; flavin adenine dinucleotide binding
Source: RefSeq, a predicted model, not a curated record